Messenger RNA from Aspergillus versicolor CBS 583.65, 1333 nucleotides. Its product is annotated as translin. The record is from RefSeq and is a predicted model, not a curated record. Lineage: Eukaryota; Fungi; Ascomycota; Eurotiomycetes; Eurotiales; Aspergillaceae. Gene Ontology annotation, biological process: RNA metabolic process. The transcript is spliced from 8 exons. Gene Ontology annotation, cellular component: cytoplasm; nucleus. Gene Ontology annotation, molecular function: sequence-specific DNA binding; single-stranded DNA binding; RNA binding. Bases 235 to 939 code for a protein of 234 amino acids.
AAUAAUUUCGUAAAUAUCCUCGAACUUCUCUACUAUAAUAUAGUCUCCCGUGAAUACAACCCUACACGUCGUAUAAGGCAUACUUUGGCUAGCCUGCCAUGUAUCCGCCUCAGGCACACGACGGCCCCACAAACAUCUCGAUCUUCUUGACGUAAGUUUCAAUCAACACCGCCGCACGCCAUCAAUACCCAAGAUACCCCAACUUCCCAGCACAGAAAAUCAGCAGAAGGAAACAUGAUCGACCGUGCGAUUUUCGAAAGUCUCCAGGCCAAGAUUGACGAGGAGGCCGCCGUCAGAGAUGAGCUCCGCGACAUCGUGCAAAAUCUCUCGAGAAAAGGCCGAUCCACGCAAGCUACGCUUUCGCGAGCUCACUCUACCCCAGCUGCACAGUUGCAACCCGUCCUAGAAGAUGUAACCAAAGAGAUCCUCGCGCAGAAAGAGGAAGUCCUACGCCUCAAGAGCGUAGCUGACAAGCACCCAUUCUACAAGUAUAACGGUGUUUGGUCGCGCGAUCUGCAAAACCUUGUCGCCUCCAUUGAGCUAUGCGCCUGGCUCGGCGGGUUCCCGGAGUAUAAGAGCUCCGAGACAGCUUCCUUCCUGACUAUGGAAGAGGUCGGCAAGUUUCUCGAGAUCCCCGUGAACCUGAAAGAAGAGGACGCAUUCCAUCUUACACUGGAAGAGUACCUCCUUGCGCUGAUUUCCAUGAUUGAAGAGCUGGCCCGCCUUGCUGUCAACUCUGUUACGCUGGGCGACUACGGCCGACCUACUGUUAUUGGCAACUUCAUUAAGGAGCUGUUUAACGGGUUCCAGCUGCUGAAUUUGAAGAAUGAUACGCUGAGGAAGCGGAGUGAUGCGAUCAAGUAUAGUGUCAAGAAGGUGGAGGAUGUGGUUUACGAUCUAUCGCUGCGGAAUCUGAUCCCCCAGGGCCAGAAAGCGUAAUCUGAUUCAUUGAACAGAUGAUGGGCUUGGGAGUAUUAUGAAAAUGAUGUCACGACCGAAGACAACCCGAAGACAACCAAAGACAAACGGGUGGUACAUAGAGUAUCAAUGAAGUAACCGCAAGUCAAAAGCAGCGACAAGUUGCAUUGGGUACAUCAACAAAAAGACACAUAUUAAGAUUUGGUAUCAUAACCGUGAAAACAAAAACCGAAAGCCAUGCUGGCCGUUAUAAUCAAGACAACUUCGCAGUCUCUCCCUCCUUAGCACCCGCAACAGAAGCCAGCGUGCCCUCCUUCUUCGCCUUCUCAAUCUCCUUCAAAAUCGUAUCCUCCAGCCCCUCAGGCUUGGUCGUGCUAGCCCACCGGCCAACAACCUUCCCAUCAGCCGAAACCAA